GCCAAUGACCAUUUUCAAAGGCAUGUGGUUGGGAGGAGGAGACUACGGAGGUAGAGGAGACUGCAUCAUUUUAAGGACAAGUUUCUAACGGAGCAGCGACUUUGGAGGCAACUGCACGCAUGGGAAAUGUGCAACCAGUUGUGGCAGUUGCAUUUGCCAUUGAACCACAUACCCAUUGAGCAAAACUGGAAAUUCAUAAGCAAGUUAGUAGUAACAGUUGUUGGCCAGUGGUCAGUGGCCAUCCUGCCAGCCUAGCUGGAAAGUGAAAAUGCUUUCGUUUUCAUCGGCGAGGCAUUUCUUUUGGGGGACAUUCAAUUGACAGCAGCCAAGGCGUUCGGAUCGGCGAGGAGUAUCCAAUUAAUCGCAGCCAUGAACAUUACACAACUGUUGUAUAUCUCCAGUGUGGUUAUCGCAUCGAUCGAUGCACUGGAAUAUAUAAUUCGCUUCGAGACGAAAAAGGCCCGCUGCCUAAAUCCGCCCAGAACGGCCAGGAAGGUGGAGUCGGUCAUUGGGGAGUGCCAGGAUGAGGUCAGAAACAAGCUGGUAAAUGAGGCGUAUGAAAUUCUGAAGGAGCAGGUCUCCCAGAACCAGCCCCCUCCCAUUGAUCCCAACGAUGACUCCAUUGACUUUAUUUGGCCCUCGAACGGAGCAGCCAUCGAACUGGAUCACCCACCCAGUGGCCCACUGAAUCUUAGCAACUACGAGUAUAUUAUUUACGAUGAGCCCCAUCCCCAGCGCCACAUGGCCAGGCUGAUGAGGAAUAUUCGCCGGCUGGACGUGGCCAGUUCGGGAAUCUAUCAUCCCACAUUGGUGCCGCUGGAAGAUAAGCGCAUAGCCGGGUGCCUCCUGCAUUGCGUAUACGCCCGGAACAAUGCCAUCGAUCACAAGGGCUGGCCCACCCUGGACGGACUUGUCCAGUUCUACUCGGAGGGCGUCCACGAGCACGGCUUCUUCAUGGCCACGUUGCGGGCCGUGAACAUCUGCCUCCGGACAAUGACCGCUAGGUACGGCGUCGAUCGCAAGGAGCUGCCCCAGAGAGGUGAAAGCUGCGAUCUGGCUUUCGACGUCUUCGACUGUAUAUCGGACCAAAUUACCGGCUACUGUCUGGAUCAGUACAGCAGGUAUUAAUUAGUCUGUUAUUAGUCUGUGUUUGUUGCAAUAAAAAUGUUUAGAGCCAGUCGAAUUGGAUGUUUGUCGAAUGUUUGUUUGUUAUGGUUGGAAAUGGUGACUUAUCUAGCAGUCUGUCUAGCUUUCGAGCCAUUAAAGUCGUCAUUUAAAAAAUAAUAUAUCAGUUUGUUUUACUAUCUUUUUCAAUUUUUUAAUAACUACGAUUAUAAUUCAAUUUCAAACAUUUCUGACAGGAAGAACAAGCUUGGGUGACUUUCAUGUCCUAUAUUUGUGAGGCUUAGUUACUAUUUAUUUCCUUGAAAACUUGCUUUAGAAUUCCCCAAGUCCUAUUUAUGAUGAAGUAAUUAAUGGCCUGUAAAUUAAUAAGCCUUUUUUCCAACAU
Drosophila ananassae is the source of this 1510-nucleotide messenger RNA. RefSeq names its product general odorant-binding protein 70 (gene Obp73a). The record is from RefSeq and is a predicted model, not a curated record. The coding region runs from base 370 to 1128 and encodes 252 amino acids. The transcript has 3 exons. Gene Ontology annotation, molecular function: odorant binding. NCBI's taxonomy places the organism in Eukaryota, Metazoa, Arthropoda, Insecta, Diptera, Drosophilidae.